CAGUCCAAAUCGGUGGCAUUUGCCGUGAGGACUAAUGUCAGUUACUGCGGAGCUCUGGAUGAAGAUGUUCCUGUGGCUGGUACCGGCAUCUCCUUCGAUGCCAAGGACUUCCUCCACAUCAAAGAGAAGUACAAUAACGACUGGUGGAUUGGCCGUCUGGUGAAGGAAGGCUGUGACAUUGGCUUCAUUCCGAGUCCGCUGAAGUUGGAGAACAUCAGAAUCCAGCAGGAGCAGAAGAGAGGACGUUUCCAUGGGUGAGUGCAGGAGGAGGAGGGGGGAAACAAAAAGAAAGAAAGAGGAGAUGAGGGUAGGGUUUCAUUGG
Cynoglossus semilaevis (tongue sole) is the source of this 322-nucleotide messenger RNA. RefSeq names its product voltage-dependent L-type calcium channel subunit beta-4-like. NCBI's taxonomy places the organism in Eukaryota, Metazoa, Chordata, Actinopteri, Pleuronectiformes, Cynoglossidae. Gene Ontology annotation, molecular function: protein binding. The transcript is spliced from 2 exons. The annotation marks the transcript as partial. The record is from RefSeq and is a predicted model, not a curated record.